ACUGAGCAGCUUCACUUUCACUAUUCUGAUGGGAAACGUGGACGGGACGAGGGAGCUGAGAGCUGGUCACUUAGAAAUGGCAGAGCACUGAUGAGCUCCUCUGGAUCUGUUUCUUCUAUCUCAGCAGGUGGUCAUGUCUGAUUCCCAAGUCCUUCUUUAGGGCGUUUGCGUGCAGCCUGAUGGUCCCAGAAUAGCUAUGCUUUAGCCAGAUUACUCAAGUUGGCCUACAUUGCAGAUUAGGAGAGCAGUGCCCACCGGGGGCCCUGCUGGAGAGCUGCCCACGCAGUCUGUUCCUCCCGGCCACCGCUGCUUCUUGCGGACCUCCACACAGAGAGCACUGCAGGGGCAGGUCAGCCCAUCACACGCCCUUCUGGGCUCUGCCUGCCUCUGGGGCAGUGCGUAGCCUCCCAGCCCCUUAGUCUAGUGCCUGCCUUGAUUCCUGUCCUCUGAUCUCCCAGUGUACCUAGGCUUCCUCGGCCCGUCUCGUCACGUGGCUGGGGAGGCAGGUGCGCUUCUCAAGUGAGGAGCAGCGUUCCCCUCUGCUGAGCAGGUGGUGCUGGCUUCUCUGGGAGGGAUUUAGUGCUCAGACAGUGGGGGGCAGGCAAGGAUUACCACUCUCUCAGCUCAUCCAGUGCAGCCCGAAGCUGAGCACAGAGGCUGCUCAGAAGGGAUGUCAGGACCAAGGCCCGUUGUCCUGAGCGGGCCCUCGGGGGCUGGGAAGAGCACCCUGCUGAAGAGACUCCUGCAGGAGCAUGGCAGCAUCUUUGGCUUCAGCGUGUCCCACACGACAAGGGACCCGAGGCCAGGAGAGGAGAACGGCAAAGAUUACUACUUUGUGACCAGGGAGGUGAUGCAGCGCGACAUUGCUGCCGGAGACUUCAUCGAGCAUGCCGAGUUCUCAGGGAACUUGUAUGGGACCAGCAAGGCCGCUGUGCGGGCCGUGCAGGCCAUGAACCGCAUCUGCGUGCUGGACGUGGACCUGCAGGGCGUCCGCAACAUCAAGAAGACCGACCUGCGGCCCAUCUACAUCUUCGUGCAGCCGCCCUCACUGGAUGUCCUGGAGCAGCGGCUGAGGCAGCGGAACACGGAGACAGAGGAGAGCCUGGCCAAGCGUCUGGCGGCGGCCCGGGCCGACAUGGAGAGCAGCAAGGAGCCCGGCCUGUUUGACCUGAUCAUCGUCAACGACAGUCUGGACAAGGCCUACUGGGCCCUGAAGGAGGCGCUCUCCGAGGAAAUAAAGAAGGCACAAGCAACUGGUCAGUCCUGAUGCCAGCUGUGUUCUCUCAGGUGGGGCCUAGGGCCUGGCGCCCACACCAAUGGGCCAGAGUUUCCUGGCAGUGGCUCUGCUCACCUCAUCUGACACCCAGAGAUUGGGGUGCUGCCCAUCUUCCCUCACCCCCCACCGUGGUUGGAGGACCUUGUCUCUUACCCCCACUCCCCACAUGCAUUUCUAGGAUUCCUCCCACCAUGCCCUGUCAACCCCUUACCCAUGGAAGCCAGGCCGACAUCCAAAUAAAGAACUGCUGGGUUAGUGU
Messenger RNA from Odocoileus virginianus texanus, 1535 nucleotides. Lineage: Eukaryota; Metazoa; Chordata; Mammalia; Artiodactyla; Cervidae. The record is from RefSeq and is a predicted model, not a curated record.